AUGGAGCUGCCUGGCACCAGGUGCCACCAGCCAGCACUGCCCCAGCAAGUGCUGCUCUGCUUCAUGCUGCUUGCCGCCGCUGGGGAAGGGUGCAAGGACAUAGUGGCAGCUGUCGGAGGAGAGCUGUGGCUGGUGCCAGAGGAACCAUCACUGCUCUGGGAAAGCAUUACCUGGAGAGUGAGACUGGACAAAGGGGAGCGGCUCCGAAUCCUGACAGCUAAGAGCAGCAGCGUAGAGCGGCCCCCAGUUAGUCGUUUUAGCCAGCGAGCCAUCUUCCAUCGGGGGACGCUCUCCCUGCAGAUCAGCCUGGUCACGGAGGCAGACAGUGGUGUCUACGCUGCACACUUUGAGAACGCAUCGAGCUUCGAGAUUACCAGCUGCUUCUGUGUGUCAGUGCUGGCGCCCGUCGGCCAGCCGGUGCUGGAUGCGCGCGUGGUGCUCCGCGAGCACAGCUUGUGCAGCCUCUUGCUGGCCUGUGCUGUCCCCGGCACCCACAACGUCACCUACCGCUGGUCCCGUGCCAGCGCUGCCGGAGCCGUGGGGCACCAGUCCUCCCUGCAGCUGCAGCUCCGAAAGGACGCCAACCACACCGUCUACCACUGCAAUGCCAGCAAUGCUGUGAGCUGGGCCACGGCCAGCACUGAUGUCGCAGCACUGUGCAGCCCCCCAGGGUUGCUCCCCACUGAGCUGUGGUGGGCGCUGGCUGCAGCCCUGGGACUGGUGUUGGCCAUCUCUGCAGCCCUCAUCACCUGGAGGUGCCGGAGGAGGCGAGGUCCAGCAGGAAAUGCUGAGCAGCCGCUGACCAUCUACGAGGAGGUGGGCAAUGCCCAGCGCAGCCGUGACCACAACGGGAGCAGUGAGGCUGCCAGGGUAGGAAACACCAUCUACACCACGAUCUGCUCCAAAACACCGGGGCCCAGCUGCCCUCGGGAGCCGGAGAGCCACACGAUCUACUCCGUGGUGCAGCCCAGCAAGAGGUCCCCUUCUGUCAAGAGGAAGAGGCUCGAGCCAGCUUUAACCUCCACUGCCUACACCGAGGUAAUGGACCCACAGGGAGACGAGCCCAGCACCUCACUCCCUGGGCCCCCAGGAGCUAACAUGGUCUUGCUGUUAAUCCUGAGGGCAGCCUGUUUUGCAGAGACUUCAAGACGCUGGCGUUCCCUGCCGCAGACCUCACCUCCGGCUCCCGUGGGCCACCACCUCUCCUAG
Molecule: messenger RNA, 1209 nt
Organism: Struthio camelus australis
Lineage: Eukaryota; Metazoa; Chordata; Aves; Struthioniformes; Struthionidae
Source: RefSeq, a predicted model, not a curated record